AAUAUUUCAACAAUCACCAGUGAUUACUUGAUAAACUCGCUGGUAUUACAACAAAGGUCAGGCUUGAAAAAACAAGCCAAAUUAAUUGUCAUUGAGUGAUAAAAUGGCAACGCGAAAGUGUCUCCAAUUGUUAAAAAAUCGACGUUAUUUGCAUACUGGGCCUUAUUUCCCGGGGGCCCAAACAACCUGGACCGAAAAGCUGUCUUUUGUGACCAAGUCGAGUUAUGCCCCUAUCCCCGUGUACCGUGUCAUGGACCGUAAAGGGUCCAUUAUUGACCCCUCAAAUGACCCAAAUCUUCCACAAGAAACUCUUCUAAAAAUGUAUAAAGACAUGAGGACGCUCAACACACUCGAUAAAAUCCUCUAUGAGAGUCAACGUCAAGGUCGCAUCUCUUUUUACAUGACCAACUACGGGGAAGAGGCCAUCCAUGUGGGUAGCGCCGCUGCUUUGGACCUGGAGGACGUCAUUUAUGGGCAAUACCGCGAAGCCGGGGUUUUGGUAUGGCGGGGCUUCGCCCUCCAACAAUUCAUCGAUCAGUGUUACGGAAAUAGGGAUGAUUUGGGGAAGGGGCGCCAAAUGCCGGUCCAUUACGGUGCCAAACACUUGAAUUUUGUGACAAUUUCAAGCCCGUUGAGUACACAGAUGCCGCAAGCUGUGGGGGCUGCCUACGCCCUCAAGGGCACAGGCCGAGUUGUGGUGUGUUAUUACGGUGAUGGGGCGGCGUCCGAGGGGGACGCACAUGCAGCUUUUAAUUUCGCAGCGACUCUUGAAUGUCCCGUGAUACUCUUUUGUCGCAAUAAUGGGUAUGCGAUUUCGACGCCUGUUAAGGACCAGUACCGGGGGGAUGGGGUGGCUGCAAGGGGGCCCGCUUAUGGGAUUCACACAUUGCGAGUCGACGGGAAUGAUAUUUUCGCUGUUUACAAUGCUACCAAACUUGCAAAAAAAUAUUGUUUAGAGGAGAGUAAACCGGUGGUGGUUGAGGCAAUGGCGUAUAGAUUGGGGCACCAUUCAACUUCUGAUGACAGUACGGCGUAUCGAAGUCAAGAAGAAGUUGACCAAUGGGCAACUACUGAUAAUCCAGCCACGAAAAUGAAGAUUUAUUUGAUGAAAAAAGGUUUGUGGAGUGAAGAUGAAGAAAAGAAGUUUUUGAAAGAGACAAGAGAGGCUGUAAUGAAGGCUUUUACACACGGUGAAAAGAAAUUAAAACCGAAUUGGAACGAAUGUUUCAAGGAUGUUUACAAAUUUAUGCCCGAACAUAUCGAGAAACAAAUGAACGAGAUGAAGAAACACGUGGACAAGUACAAGAAACAUUACCCGAUUGACCAAUACGAGGCGUGAUCUGUUUUUUUGCAAUUUAAAUUAAAAUAAAAUAAAAAUAAAUAAAAAAACACCUUAUCUUA
Messenger RNA from Tribolium madens (black flour beetle), 1401 nucleotides. RefSeq names its product 2-oxoisovalerate dehydrogenase subunit alpha, mitochondrial (gene BckdhA). Gene Ontology annotation, biological process: branched-chain amino acid catabolic process. The coding region runs from base 104 to 1339 and encodes 411 amino acids. The record is from RefSeq and is a predicted model, not a curated record. Gene Ontology annotation, molecular function: oxidoreductase activity, acting on the aldehyde or oxo group of donors, disulfide as acceptor. NCBI's taxonomy places the organism in Eukaryota, Metazoa, Arthropoda, Insecta, Coleoptera, Tenebrionidae. The transcript has 3 exons.